Molecule: messenger RNA, 484 nt
Organism: Vigna umbellata (rice bean)
Lineage: Eukaryota; Viridiplantae; Streptophyta; Magnoliopsida; Fabales; Fabaceae
Product: auxin-induced protein 15A-like
Biological process (GO): response to auxin
Source: RefSeq, a predicted model, not a curated record
AUGGCUUCUUGCAUGUGGCUCAAGAGUGCCUGUGGUGGUGGCAGUGGGAAGAAGCCGACGCCGCGGGACGUGCCGCCGGGGCACUUGGCGGUGAUGGUGGGAGAAGAGGCAAAGAGAAGGUUUGUGAUAAGGGCUGAUUACCUUAACCAUCCCUUGCUUCAAAAACUUUUAGACAAUUAUGAAGGUUGUGGCUUCAACAAAAGUGGCCCUCUUGCUAUACCUUGUGAUGAGUACCUUUUCCAAGAUAUUAUCCAGGCCCUUCGAGAUGGAUCAUCCUCUCCUCACGGGCCCCUCAAGAAGCUCCAUUUCAAGGACUCUGUGCCCUUACUUCAGGACAAUGAUGGCAAAGGGAGCACCAACAACAACUAAAUGCAGUCAUUAAGUAUAGUAUUAUAUAUUGAUGUGCUUGUAGCAGUUUAAGGAGAAUAAGUUUUAACUCUUUCAUUUCCUGCACUUGCUUACCUUCAGUAUUAGUCCUCAAUAA